CAGUAUUAUUUUUUUACGGCAGCGUUGAGGCAACAUGGCGACUGCGGGAGGUGAAUUAGGACCUGAUCGUGAUAGCAACAGCCUUCAUGGAGAUGAUAGCAGAUGUGACGAUGGCGAAGGAGUGGACGGUAUUAAAAAGUGUGAAGCCGAAAGAUCGCAGCCAAUGGGGAUGGGUCGAAAUCAGAAACCUGUGUGUCUUAUAGUGCUUGGAAUGGCAGGUUCUGGCAAAACCACGUUUGUACAGCGUUUGACUGCAUAUCUUCACAAAAAGAAAUCUCCUCCCUAUGUGAUAAAUCUUGAUCCGGCAGUUCAUGAGGUUCCCUUUCCAGCAAAUAUUGAUAUUCGGGACACUGUGAACUACAAAGAAGUGAUGAAGCAAUACGGACUGGGACCUAACGGGGGGAUUGUCACCUCUCUGAAUCUCUUCGCUACUAGAUUUGAUCAGGUCAUGAAAUUUAUUGAGAAAAAACAAAAGGAUUAUCAGUAUGUAUUAAUUGACACCCCAGGACAGAUUGAAGUGUUCACCUGGUCAGCGUCUGGGACAAUCAUCACAGAAGCUUUAGCCUCCUCUUUCCCCUGUGUGGUGGUCUAUGUGAUGGAUACGUCUCGCAGUGUCAAUCCUGUCACUUUUAUGUCAAACAUGCUGUAUGCCUGCAGCAUCCUGUACAAGACAAAGCUUCCCUUUAUUGUGGUCAUGAAUAAGACAGACAUAAUUGACCAUAGCUUUGCGGUGGAGUGGAUGCAGGACUUUGAAGUCUUCCAGGAUGCUCUGAACCAAGAGACUUCUUAUGUGAGCAACCUGACACGAUCAAUGAGCCUGGUGCUGGAUGAAUUCUACAACAAUCUCCGGGUUGUUGGUGUUUCUGCAGUCACAGGCAGUGGACUAGAUGAACUUUUCCAGCAGGUUUCAGAGGCUGCAAAGGAGUAUGAAACGGAGUAUCGCCCUGAAUAUGAAAGGCUUCACAGAGAAUUGGCUGAGGCCCAGAGUAAAAAACAGAAGGAACAGCUGGAACUCCUCCAUAAAGAUAUGGGAGCUGUUUCCAUGGAAACCACUAUACCCACAGGUAAAGGGAUUAAUGGGUGUUCCUUGUUCAGGAGAAAGCUGGGCAAGAUUAUGCUUGCAGGCCCAAGUGACCUCAUCUUAACAAGGGGAAAUCCAGACGAGGACGAUGAAGAAAUCGACAGUGACACAGAUGACGUCGACCAUACUCGCACUGAAGAGAGUAAAGAAACUGAGGCAUUUGGGAACUUUUUAAAAGAAAGAAAAAAGGUGGUAGAAGUUCGAAACAAGAAGCACCUGUGAGAGAUCAAGCUUGUCAGCACCAGUAAGCUUUGAAGUCCACCAUGAACUGUGCCCUUUUUGUAUUUCACUGGAUCCAUACUAAAAGAGGGAUAAUGACUUCCUGUUAAAUAGGUACAUCGGCAGUCAGAGAUGUUCCUUGAAGUCUUCUUUGCAAAGAUUAGUAAUCGGGUUGUCAACAACAUGUAGAAUGGAAAAAAGAAAUAUAAGACAUUUUACAGUAUAUGGAGAGGAAAGCAUAACAUGGUGUAUCAGGCAAGGUCAAUUUAUGUUUUGAAGACAUGAUAACUGAGUAAACAGGAUAUCUGGAAAUCCCAGAUAUGCUUAAGGUAUUUAUUAGUAUCUUUCAUUUAAUAUCCUCCUUUUAGACAGCAUAUUAAAGAUGUAUUCUACCAGUAAACAGGCACUGGUGAAAAUGCAAAAUACUGGUAUUUUUUAUUUUGUUUUAUAUUAUUGUGGGGGUAUAUCAAGGAGUGGCAAACUGUAGUAUUGCCUGCAAUGGAAUGAAAACCUGUUUAAUAAAUUUUUUGAGUGAAACGCA
Lepisosteus oculatus (spotted gar) is the source of this 1841-nucleotide messenger RNA. Lineage: Eukaryota; Metazoa; Chordata; Actinopteri; Semionotiformes; Lepisosteidae. The record is from RefSeq and is a predicted model, not a curated record.